AUGGAGCUCUCGCUCCUCAACCCCGCCACGACGCACCGCCACCGCCGCGGGGGCCACGCCACCGUCAUGCCCCUCGUGGGGCGCUCCGUGGUCCGAUGCCGCAUGUCCGCCACCACCGCGACCGUUGCGCCGCUCAAGUCCUCGGGCCCCAAGAAACGGGACAAGACGGAGAUCCAGGAGACGAUGCUCACGCCCAGGUUCUACACCACUGACUUCGACGAGAUGGAGCGCCUCUUCAAUGCCGAGAUCAACAAGCAGCUCAACAAGGCGGAGUUCGACGCGCUGCUGCAGUAG
Miscanthus lutarioriparius is the source of this 294-nucleotide messenger RNA. The record is from the annotation of a GenBank genome assembly. Lineage: Eukaryota; Viridiplantae; Streptophyta; Magnoliopsida; Poales; Poaceae.